UAUAUUGGACACUUGCUUUAUCUCCACUUGCAGACAGACAGAUAUCCUCUUUUUCUGCUUCUUGAAAGCAAAAUAGAAAUUUUGAGCUUUUACUUUUUUCUGGUUUAGUAUAGUAGUCAUCAUAAUAAGGUGGGUGACAAGAUCAUGGACAACGUCCUGGAAAUUGGAUUCAGAUUCCUCCCACCAGAUGAAGAAAUCAUCAGUUUCUUUCUUAAGAAAAAGAUAAUGGGUGAUCAUAAAGCCACCCGCUAUAUCAGAGAGGUCGACCUCCUCAAGCAUGAGCCCUGGCAAUUACCUGCCAUGUCUGUAGUACAGUCCACCUAUCCAGAAUGGUUGUUCUUCUAUAAACUCAACAAGAUUUCCCAGAGAAAAAACGAUCGUUCUACCAACGAUGGGUAUUGGAAAUCAACGGGUGCGGAUCGUCCCAUCACUUGUGGAGAUAGUGUGAUUGGUACCAAGAAGACUUUGGUUUUCUAUAAAGGCCGUACCCCUAAUGGGCUCAGAACCGAUUGGGUCAUGCAUGAGUUCCGCGCCACUGCCGGCUCCUUGCCCCCUAAUGCGGAUAACAGUUAUGUGGUCGGCUACUUAAGGGACAAUGCUGCUGAGAAAAAUGAAUACUUGAUUUCGAAUGUUGGUCAGCAAUGUCCACGUUUUUCAGCUUCUAGUUCCCCAGAUAAUGCAGUUGGGGCUACGUCUAUGGAGUCCAACAGUAUGGAUUCUGAUAUUGCUUUGCUGAAAUUUAUGGAAGAGGAAGGAAUGUUUGAUUCUGAUCUCUCACCAUCCCGUGGCUUGCACAGUUUCCCAUCAUCCAGUGCCAUUUUCAAUAAUGACCAGAGCAGGAUUGAAGAAGAACGUUUCUCCUUGGAGGAUUUUGAUUACCAACAGUCUGAUGACUUGGUUGAAGGUCAAUUCGUAUACACCAUUGAUGAUGAAAUGGAAUUCUAUGAUGCUCUGUUUCAUAAUCCAGAUGAACGUACCAAUGCAGAAGCUGAGUACAGGGACAAUGCAUGGCAUGAUCAAAUUGUUCAUAUGUCUGAUGGGACUUGCCAUGGCCAUUCGGAAGGACUCAAUCAGAGGCGAAUGGAAACAGGGGUUCAUCAUGAUGAGGUCCUGAUAAUGGAUUCUGGGGUUGAAUCAGCGACAGUUACAGCCUAUGAGAUCAAUUGUCUUGAACUGGUCCAGGAGGAAAGGUCUGUUAACUCAAGAGCAUGCAAAUCUGAAUACGAGCCAAUAUUCCACAAGUCAGCGAUGCUGAGGCAUCCUAGAAGAGUCCGAUUGCAGGAUAAAUCUUUAGGGAAAGCAGUGUCCAGAGACAAGACAAGAGAGAGUGGCAUACGUGGUCCUGCUGUUCAACCUGUCCAGGACAAGAAAUCCAUAUUGCAGGCUAACAAAGGCCCUAAAAUGGACCGGGACAGGAAUACAAAAUUGAUUUUGAACUCGAGAUCUAAAGGAUCAUCUGGAAGCAGUAGAAAAAAUUCUUUCAAUUUCGUGGAGAUGUCCCAGCUAAGCUGCAAAGCAGAUCCACCAUUAGUAUAUUUUAUAAAUUUAGUUUUGGGCUUGAUUCUGUUCGUAGUUUUAGUUAGACACGUUAUGUUUCUUAGAUAGUUAAGACGUGUGUGUUUCCAGCAUUCCAUUAUAGUAAGACAUGCAUGGUCUAGAUUGCUAUUCUUGUGUCUCAUCUGUGAUGGAAAUUGGAAUAAUGGCCGUGUAAAGAGUUAUCUUUACAGUUAAGCUGAUGAUAUCUGUAGUUAAGUCGAAAAAAGCUAAAUAUUUCCAGAGCCAUGUUUUUUUUUUAAAUUAUAAUAAAAAAUAUUUAGUUGUCUGUGGAA
Molecule: messenger RNA, 1829 nt
Organism: Gossypium arboreum
Lineage: Eukaryota; Viridiplantae; Streptophyta; Magnoliopsida; Malvales; Malvaceae
Product: NAC domain-containing protein 30-like
Exons: 6
Coding region: 145-1605 (486 amino acids)
Biological process (GO): regulation of DNA-templated transcription
Molecular function (GO): DNA binding
Source: RefSeq, a predicted model, not a curated record